Molecule: messenger RNA, 1964 nt
Organism: Cornus florida
Lineage: Eukaryota; Viridiplantae; Streptophyta; Magnoliopsida; Cornales; Cornaceae
Product: plant intracellular Ras-group-related LRR protein 5-like
Exons: 3
Coding region: 112-1662 (516 amino acids)
Molecular function (GO): protein binding
Source: RefSeq, a predicted model, not a curated record
AUAUCUUAAUACACUGAAAACAAUAAUCAAUCCCCAUAUAGCGCACAUAAAAACCAGAGACUCUCUCGGUCUAUACAUUCCAGUUCUUGCUGGUUCAAAAAAUUUGGAGACAUGGGUAUACCACCCAAUAAAGACCCACCACCUGCCUAUGUAGAAACAGUGGAAGAGAUCAUGAGAACAUACAGAUCAUUGCCGCCCAGACCCACCAUUGAAGAGGUCGAAGCAGCCAUAUCCGUUGUCAAGACGGUGAACGCCGAGCAAGAGACGAGGCUGGAGGAGAUCUCCAACCAAGUGGGCCCACAGGGUGUCCCACCGGAGCUCUUCUCUCUGCUGCAGCAGGUGAGGAAGAACGUGGUGCUGUUCCAGAGCCAUGAGCAGAGGAAAGAGGCCAUGCACUUGGUCGAGCUUGACAAGAUGUUUGAGAGGUUUGAUGAGCUCAUUCAGAGAGCCUCUGGGUUGGUUUCUGGUGAUACCCAGAUGGAGAAACAGAGUGAUUUGGGUGACCCAGUUCUUGAAAUCGGAAGAGAAGCUGUGAUGAUCAAGGAUAGGGUUGCUGAGGAACCUAAGGUUGAUGAUUUGAAGGGUUUGAUUAGAAGUUCUUCUGCAAAGGCUAUUACUGUCUUCUCUUUAGGUGAAGCAGAUGAGGAGAGAUUGAGUCUAAUGAAAGUUGCAGCCUUAAUUGAAAAAACUGCUAAAAGUGGAGCACUAGUUCUUGAUCUCCAAGGCAAACUGAUGGACAAGAUGGAGUGGCUUCCCGUAUCGCUUGGAAAGCUAACGGAUAUUACUGAACUGAACAUAUCCGACAAUCGCAUUAUGGCUCUUCCAUCCACUAUUUGCUACCUCAGGGCCUUAACGAAGCUCGAUGUCCACUCAAACCAACUAAUAAACCUUCCUAACUCUUUCGGCGAGUUACUCAAUUUAACAGAUAUUGACCUCCAUGCAAACAAGUUGAAAUCACUACCACCUUCUUUCUCAAACUUGGUGAACCUAAUGAAUCUUGAUUUGAGUUCAAACCAGUUUACUCAUUUGCCGGAUAUAAUUGGGAAUUUGAUCUCCCUGGAGAGGUUGAGUGUGGAAACAAAUGAGCUUCAAGAAGUUCCUUACACAAUUGGUUCUUGUUCAUCUCUUAUUGAGCUAAGAUUAGACUUUAAUCAGCUCAGGGCUCUUCCCGAGGCAAUUGGGAAGCUUGGAUGCUUGGAGGUUCUUACUCUGCAUUAUAACAGAAUCAAAGGGUUGCCAACAACAAUGGGUAAUCUUCUAAAACUGAGGGAACUUGAUGCUAGUUUCAAUGAACUUGAAUCAAUACCUGAAAGCCUUUGUUUCGCCGUUAGUCUUGAAAAAUUGAAUGUUGGGAAGAACUUUGCCGACCUAAGAGCCUUGCCAAGAUCCAUUGGAAACCUUGAGAUGCUUGAAGAGUUAGACAUAUGCGAUGAUCAAAUAACGAUGUUACCCGAUUCCUUCAGGUUGCUGUCAAAAUUGAGAGUUUUUCGGGCUGAUGAGACUCCAUUGGAAGUGCCACCAAGACAAGUAACUAAACUUGGAGCUCAGGCUGUCGUUCAAUACAUGGCUGAUUUCGUUGCUAAGAGAGAGCUGAAGUCUCGGCUGCCAAAGAAGAAGAAGAGAGGAUUCUGGUACAGGAUUUACUCACUCUUUUGCCAUUGAGAGCAGAUUACGUUCGAGGGCACAGACCAAUGAGCUAGUUUCCCAGUUCUCAUAUUGGUAUUUACACACAUACAUAUAUUUGGGAAGAACUUUUUAUUUAUUUUUUCUCCAAUAAAUAGUUGUAUAUAUAUUGUUGGCUUACUGUAAAAAGUCAAUUUGUGAGAUUGCAAAGUUCUCAACUAUUUGUUUUGUUUUGUUGAGUGAAAAGAGAGACAACAUAAGGGCAUUUGUUAAUUAUUGUGACAUCAGUGAUGGUGUCAUACAAAUGUAAUGCUUUUUUAUUGCUGUAAUCUUUUUUGUGA